AGAAUAGAGAGGUUAUGUGAAAAAUCGUCUGCGUAAACAAAUAAAUUAUAGGAUAGGUGGAAAGAGAAUCUUUUUGGACAAAUUUAAAGCUUCAGAAAAUGGUAUUAAAGCGAACAAAAGGUUACCAAGAUAUAGAUGACAACAAUGGAUCUCUUCCAUCCAACGUUACCCCAGAUCUCAAUAGUAUCAAUAAUGUAAUGCCUCAAGAAAUUGAGAUGGCAUCCGUUUCUGUUGUACCUGAUGAUACCUUUACUGUGACACAAGCUGUGAAUGCUCUAGGAUUUGGAUGGUUUCAAGUCAAAUUAUCCUUAUGGACGGGCCUUUGCUGGAUGGCCGAUAGCAUGGAAAUGACGAUUUUAUCAAUUCUCUCACCUGCAUUGCAUUGUGAUUGGCAAAUAUCCAGAUAUCAACAGGCCCUAACUACUACAGUUGUAUUCUUAGGAAUGAUGUUAUCUUCAACAUUUUGGGGCAACUUGAGUGAUAGAUAUGGAAGAAAGCAUGCAUUGACACUGUGUGCUAUAUUACUAUUCUAUUAUGGGCUCCUAAGUUCUAUAGCUCCUAGUUUCAUGUGGAUAUUGCUCCUCAGAGGACUUGUAGGAUUUGCCAUAGGAUGUACACCUCAGUCUGUCACCUUGUAUGCGGAAUUUUUGCCCACAAAGCAAAGAGCUAAGUGUGUUGUUUUGCUUGAUUGUUUUUGGGCACUAGGUGCAUGUUUUGAGGUAACACUAGCACUAGUUGUUAUGCCUACUCUUGGUUGGCAUUGGCUACUAGCAUUGUCCACAGGUCCUCUACUAGCUUUUGCAGCAAUAUGCCCAUGGCUCCCUGAAUCUGCUCGAUAUCAUGUGGCCAGUGGACAGACAGAAAAAGCUCUAGAAACCUUGGAAAAAAUUGCCAAAGACAAUGGAAAACCCAUGCUUCUAGGUCGACUAGUUGUUGAUGAUUCAAUGAUGACUCCUCCUCAUAGGGGUAGAUUUCGAGAUCUUUUGGUACCUUCUUUGAGGACUACAUCACUUCUCCUAUGGUUUAUAUGGAUGGCUUGUGCAUUCUGCUACUAUGGUCUAGUGCUGAUGACCACAGAACUGUUUGAAACCUCUGCAAUUUUGUGUUCAGAUAAGCCUGUGCUAGUUCAGACUCUGGAUACAUGUGCUGCCGAUUGUAAGGUAUUGCAAACCACUGAUUACAUGGACUUGUUAUGGACAACCUUGGCAGAAUUUCCAGGAAUUUUCAUUACAAUUGCGACCAUUGAAAGGUUUGGUAGAAAAAAAACCAUGGCGGUGCAGUUCAUAGCUUAUGCAGUAUGCUGCUGUUUUUUGGUAGUUUGUUCACAAAAGCGAGUCUUUUUGACAGUCAUGCUAUUUUUCGCGCGUGGAAUUAUAGCAGGAGUAUUUCAAGCUGCCUAUGUGUACACCCCUGAAGUUUAUCCGACUUCUCUUAGGGCUGUAGGAGUAGGUGCUUGUAGCGCCAUGGCCAGGUUAGGGGCUAUGAUUACCCCCUAUGUAGCACAGGUUUUGUUGAAAUCCUCGAUAACAUUUUCGACGACGAUUUAUGCGGUAGCUGCCAUAUUGGCUGCCAUUGGCUGUCUGCUCUUACCAAUCGAAACGAAGGGUCAGGAGCUUCACGAUAGUGUGCAACAGCAAGCCAAUGCGAGGGCAGCGAAUAAAUGACAAAAACGAUGAUUUUAUAACAGAAGUGUCCAGAAGAGCCUGGGUGCAACAAAUAAUCCAUGGGGUAGGAUUUCCGUCUAGCCUGACUCUAUAUAGAUAGAGUGGCGACAAUGGUGAUAGUGAUGCAGUUUUUGAUUGGUAGACCUCAAAUAUGGAGAUGCUUCCCAUCCGCCUGUCUUGUUUUCUAUGUCACUUUGUCACUGUUACUCGCUCUUUUGACACAAAACAUUCAACAAUCAGAUAUAAAACCUUGGAUAAUAACUAUUAGAAUCCCUCUGUUGGGACUCAUAAGUCUCUUAUUAUUUGGAUGAUGAAAAUGACAAAUAUCUAACCUGAGGUAGGCACUUCGAAGGCGCAAAUUCAUAACUGGUAGUAACUAAUGCAGUAAGUAAUUUACUUCAUGAGAGAUGAACCUUCAGAUUUUUAGUUAUAUUUUUUGUUCAUUUCUUGAGGCGCACGGAAGGAAAUUUAUAUGAUGACUUGACCACAAAUGACAUUCCGGAAACUGCAGUCAUUUUUGAGGUCUAUUGUCGCCACUCUAUUUAAUCUACUCACUUUGAUGUCCACUAAAUUUUCGCUUCUUACCUAAUACAAUUUUCAAGUAAAUGUGGGCGCAGUGGACUGUAUGUCAGAAUGCCACGCCGGCGGCUCAGGUUCAAUUCAUGCGAUGGUAGGCCUAGUAAGGUUAGAUUGUUUAGAAAAAGUACUCAUUUCUUAUGCAGAAGGGCUGUUUUCCUCCCUUCCUGAAAAAAAUAACUGUGAAGGCAUUCACUGUUGGAGCCGAUAGUGGUUUGCUAUGUUGAUUUUUUGUUCAAUUUUUGUUGCGCCCAGUCUCUAGACGCUAGUUUUUGUUAACCGUUACCACGAUUUUUCAACAUUUCAUCGAACAAAGUAGACUGAGAUAUCCACUAACCUCAGUAUUAAACUCACUCCAGUUAUUAACGCUUUAAACCAAAGGUACUUAUUGGGAAUGUUGAAAGCGUAUUGAAGUAUGAGUAUGAAAGGGUAAAGAUGCCACUGUUGUGUAUUUUACUAUUAGUCAGAUUUUUCUUCAAAUUCAGACUUUAGUUUCUGAAUUAAUACAAAAAUGGUAGUAGGAACAUUAAUUUCUUUACCGUGAAUUUUUGGAACACCCUAUAAAAAUAUCAG
Molecule: messenger RNA, 2813 nt
Organism: Phaedon cochleariae (mustard beetle)
Lineage: Eukaryota; Metazoa; Arthropoda; Insecta; Coleoptera; Chrysomelidae
Source: the annotation of a GenBank genome assembly